Molecule: messenger RNA, 306 nt
Organism: Staurois parvus
Lineage: Eukaryota; Metazoa; Chordata; Amphibia; Anura; Ranidae
Source: the annotation of a GenBank genome assembly
UCUUCUUCUUCAUCCUCAUCCUACUUCUUUCUCUUCAUCUUCUCAUUUACCUUCUUCUUCUUCUUCUUCAUCCUCAUCCUCUCCUCUUCUUCUUCUCUUGCCAUGGGCCCCUGUACCGCCUCCUCAUGCUGCUGUCAGGCCCGUAAUCUGCCAUGGGCCCCCGUACCGCCUCCUCAUGCUGCUGCCAGGUCCAGAGUGUGUCAUGGGUCCCUUGUACCGCCUCCCAUUGCUGCUGUCUCCAUCGCCACACUCUGCCAUGUGCCACUUUCAGGUCUCCUCACACUGCUGGUGGGUUUCCAUUUUGUC